UCACGUUGCCAUCAAAUGUUACUCUCAAGAUCAUCUGCAUCUACCACCCGCUCUAUCUUGACCAUCUCCACCCGCGCCCUAUCCCUCAUGUCCGAGUCCCAAUUCUACUCCCUCAAGGCCACCAAGAAGAAUAACGAAGUCUACGACUUCGCCGAACUGAAAGGCAAGACUGUUCUCGUCGUGAACACUGCCUCUGCUUGUGGUUUUACCCCCCAAUAUAAAGGCCUGCAGGCCUUGUACGAUAAGUAUAAGGAGAAGGAUUUCCUCAUCAUCGGGUUCCCUUGCAAUCAGUUCGGUGGGCAAGAACCCGGGACCGACGAGGAGAUCGCUACUUUCUGCACGGUCAACCAUGGCGUUACCUUCCCUCUCAUGAAGAAGUCCGACGUUAAUGGCGACAACACGAACGAGGUCUUCAAAUGGCUCAAGUCAGAGAAAGCCGGUCUCUUGGGGCUGACGCGGAUCAAGUGGAACUUUGAGAAAUUCCUUAUCAACAAGGAAGGUGUUGUCGUGAACCGUUGGGCAUCAACCACAACUCCCGAUGCUAUUGACAAGGAGGUCGCGAAGAUUAUUUAA
This is a messenger RNA of Mycena indigotica, 573 nucleotides long. RefSeq names its product Telomerase reverse transcriptase. NCBI's taxonomy places the organism in Eukaryota, Fungi, Basidiomycota, Agaricomycetes, Agaricales, Mycenaceae. Gene Ontology annotation, molecular function: glutathione peroxidase activity. Bases 16 to 573 code for a protein of 185 amino acids. The record is from RefSeq and is a predicted model, not a curated record. Gene Ontology annotation, biological process: response to oxidative stress. The transcript has 5 exons.